This is a messenger RNA of Brenthis ino (lesser marbled fritillary), 783 nucleotides long. NCBI's taxonomy places the organism in Eukaryota, Metazoa, Arthropoda, Insecta, Lepidoptera, Nymphalidae. The record is from the annotation of a GenBank genome assembly.
AUGUUCAAAGUUUUUAUAGUUUUUGUUUGUAUCGGUUAUGCCGUUGCAACUCCGCUACUAGAAGAUGCAAGGAUUGUCGGAGGGGAAGAUAUUGACAUAACAGCUGCACCCUACCAGGUAUCAAUACUUAAUAGGGGCCGGCAUUCGUGCGGCGGAUCUAUUAUUGACAAUGAUCUCGUCAUAACUGCUGCACAUUGUCUAAUUGGGGUAUCUUCAAGCAAUUUAGCCAUUCGAGUUGGUUCGUCAUCAAGUCUGAAAGGCGGAGAAAUCUACCCCGUUGGUGACUUAGCAUGGAAUCCUGGCUUUAAUUAUAAUAAAAUGGAUAGUGACGUCGCCUUGUUAUGGCUCUCUAAACCAUUGGAAUUCAAUGAGAGAGUAGCACCUAUAAAGUUGUUUUCUGAAGGAGAAGAAGUUGGUGAUGGCGAACUCACUGUUGUUACUGGUUGGGGCAAUAUAAGGGAAAGCGGUGGCAAUCCAAGGACGUUACAAAUGGUACUGGUUCCAAAAGUAAGCGAAAAGGCUUGCAGCAACGCCUAUGCACCGCUAUAUACCAUCACUCCUAGGAUGAUGUGUGCUGGCUUACCAAGUGGAGGAAAGGACGCUUGCCAGGGUGACAGCGGCGGACCUCUCGUUCACAAUGGAAAACUCGCUGGAAUAGUGUCUUGGGGCCUUGGUUGUGCACGGCCUAGAUAUCCUGGAGUAUACGCAAAAGUAUCAGCAUUACGAGCCUGGAUUGAUGACCAAGCACUAUACCUUAGAUUAAAACAUCUUAUUUUACGACAG